Molecule: messenger RNA, 1473 nt
Organism: Closterium sp. NIES-65
Lineage: Eukaryota; Viridiplantae; Streptophyta; Zygnematophyceae; Desmidiales; Closteriaceae
Source: the annotation of a GenBank genome assembly
AUGGGCGAUGUAAAUAGUAUACAUGUUGGCGUUAACACUGAUUUUAACAUGACCUCGAUUUUCGCAAAGAAAGUGGUUUAUCCGAUGGAGCCGGAUGACGUGUGGCAGAUGAGGGUUGACUAUAACGGGAGCAGCAAGGAGAUGCUGAUUCGGUGGUACAAACCCCCUGUUGUGAAGGGCAGCACGAGGCUCAGUUUUGACCUGUGUGCUGCUCUGACCAAUGUGACACAGACCACUCAAAGCAGCAGUGGCAGCGGCAGCGGCAGCAACAGCAGUAGCAGCGGCAGCAGCAGCCCCACGGACCUAUGGUCGCCAUCCUUUGGGCAGCUAGUCGUUGGGUUCACCAGCGCUGCUCUCCCUCCCCCCCCUGGCCGCAUGCCUUCCCCCGUUGCCCUCUCCUCCUGGACCUUCCGAUUCACAGACACUGACUUCUGCAACCACUCUCCCGUGCUCCCCUGCGGCAUGGGCACAUGCUCUAAGGCGCGGUCCCCAUGGGACGCCUCUGUCCUGCUGCCCUCCUGCAAGUGCGCCUUGAAGCUCCCCUCCUUCGAGCCCACUCACCUCACUGGCCUGCCCUCCUGCUUCCCUGAGGCCUACACGUGUCGCCAGCUCUACAGCAACCCAUGCGCCCCAGGAGUGUGUAUAGAUGGUGUGGAUGGCUCCUACUCCUGCCUCUGCCCCUUGCCCUACUUCCCCUUCGCCUUUUCUCCCAAGGGCACUGCCAGUUGCUCCCUGGUUCAAGCGGGUGGCACUCGAAUGCCAACCUUCCUGUCCCAGUUUGGUCUCACAUGCCCCCUAAUACUAAACACUUUCGGUUUGACACAGACCCAGUUUUUUAGUGAAAACAAGGGCUUCCAAUGUCGAGCUCCCAUUCCUGCCGACACCCUGGUCAACGUCACCAGUCGUGCUUUCUCCAAAUGUACAGCAAUGUACACUGUUAAUUAUGGCGACACCUGUGACUCCAUCAACGCGCUCUUCAACACGCAGAUAGAGCCGCUCAACCCCGCGCUCAGCUGCUCCGAUGGGCCGAGGCACGGGCAGUUACUCUGCGUGGCGUUUGACCAAGAGUGGUACGACCAAGGAAACACUAACGUAAAGUGCAACCACUACGCACGCAUCACUCCAGCCACACCCUCCAGCAGCCUGCAGCAGACAGCCCCAUACACAGUCGAGAGCGUGCUCAUAAGCGAGCUUGAGAGCCCACAGACCUGCCAGGGGCUGUGGCAGGCCUUCAGCCUCGCCUCUCCCACGCGCUUCUUCCAGCUCAACCCCGGCCUUCCGUGCGACUCGCUGCUGCCUGACAGCCCGCUUCAAGGGAACUUUGUGACUGAGUCGACUCAAGUCACCCCUCCCACGCGCUUCUUUCAGCUGAACCCCGCCUUUCCGUGCGACUCGCUGCUGCCCGACAGCCCGCUGCAGGGCAACACUGUGACUCAGGUGGGUGGGAAGCUGUUACCAGGUGGGUGGGAGUGA